UGUGCACUGGCUUGAUGCUAAAUGUCGCCAUCUUUUAUUAGAAAUGGGCAGCUGUGUUGUUAGUACGGAACAAUAACGAAAAUUUAACAAAAUAAACUACUAACGGAGUUUUUUAUUCUUCUACUUGUGGCUAAUUACAAGCCGGAAUGCCAAGGCGAACCAAAAAGAAAGAAGACAGCGAGGAUCUGCAGUCCUUCCUCAACAACUUUCACAAGGAGAUCGACGGUAGCAGCGAUGAGAAGGUUGUGGACACCAUUCUGAAGGCCAUUCGGGCCGAGGACGGCGACAUAGAUGAGGAGGACGAAGUGGUUGAUGAGGCAGCCAAGUCGACUCCGGAGGAACAGCAGGCAGACGAGGAUGCAGAGGAGGAAGAAGAGGACGACGACGAUGACAAGUACUUUAUCGACGACGAGGGCAAUUGCUACGUUAAAGCCACUCCCAAAAAACAGAAGGAGCUGCAAAAGAAGCUGAAGCAGGCAGCAGCAAAGCCCGUAAAAGCCACUCGAUCCGUCGUCAGUAAAACAACCAAUAAGUCCAUCAAUUUGCGCCCAGCAAAAUCGCCACCAAAAGCGCCAUCAAAAGCCGACACAUCAAAGCCUACUGCAGAAUCCAAGGCUAUUAGCGUUCGUCCGGCGCGAGCAGCUGCUGCCAAGUCCAAGCAGAUAGAUUUGCCACCUCCACCGCCACCAGCUGCGAAGGUACCGGCACCCAGAGGCAGGCCAAGAAAAAACCCGAUUGUGCCGAAGCCCGAGCCCGUUGAUCUGGAGCGGGAAAUCGAGGAGCUAGUGGAUGAUCCCGACAUCAAUGCCGUGGUCAACGAUAUGGCGGACUAUACAGUGGACAGUGCUGCCGUAGAAGCAGCAGCUACCACUGCCCUGAAACAAAACGAUAGUGAGGUGUAUGAGUUUGAAGACAAUGCGAUUGAGGACGCCGUGGAGGAACCAGAUGACAAGAAGGACCUCGACUUUGUGCCAAGCAGCAAAGAGGUUAAACUGAAGCCGGCUUCUACCAGUCAGAACGCAAGUGUUUCGGGACAAAAGUACUUGUGCCCUCACUGUCCGUAUACGGCCAACAAAAAGUUUCUGAUCGCGCGCCACUGCCGGAAUCAUGAUGUCGUGCCCGCCUUCAAGUGCUCCAUCUGCGAGAGAUCCUUCCGAUCGAACGUCGGUCUGCAGAAUCACAUCAACACGCACAUGGGUAAAAAGCCGCACAAGUGCAAGUUCUGCGACAGCGCCUUCACCACCAGCGGCGAGCUGAUCCGGCACACACGCUACAAGCACACCAAGGAGAAGCCGCACAAGUGCACGGAGUGCAGCUACGCCAGCGUAGAGCUGACCAAGCUGCGUCGCCACAUGACCUGCCACACGGGCGAGCGGCCGUAUCAGUGCCCGCAUUGCACCUACGCCUCGCAGGACAUGUUCAAGCUGAAGCGGCACUUGGUCAUUCACACGGGCGAGAAGAAGUAUCAGUGCGAUAUCUGCAAGUCGCGAUUCACGCAGUCCAACUCACUGAAGGCCCACAAGUUAAUCCACAGCGUGGUAGACAAGCCCGUCUUUCAGUGCACUUUAUGCCCGACGACGUGCGGCCGAAAGGCGGACCUGCGCAUCCACAUUAAGCACAUGCACACCUCGGACCAACCGCUUCAGUGCCGGCGCUGUGGACAACAGCUGCCCGAUCGCUACCAGUACAAGCUGCACGUGAAGUCGCACGAGGGCGAGAAGUGCUACCGCUGUACGCUUUGCAGCUACGCCUCGGUUACCCAGCGGCACCUGGAGUCGCACAUGCUGAUCCACCUGGACGAGAAGCCGUUCCAGUGCGAGCAGUGUCCGCAGACCUUCCGCCAACGCCAGCUGCUGCGCCGCCACAUGAAUCUUAUCCACAACGAGGAGUAUCAGCCGCCGGAGCCGCGCGCCAAGAUGCACAAGUGUCCCAGCUGCUCGCGGGAGUUUACCCACAAGGGUAAUCUUAUGCGGCACAUGGAGAUUCACGACGAUUCGGUGAAUGCCCGCGAGAAGCAGCGCCGCCUCAAAAUGGGCCGAAGUCUGCGUCUCCAAAAGGAUGGCACUGUCAUCAUGGUGGCCAAGGAGGAAUGUGCGGAUCUUGUUGAGGAAGAAGACGGAGAGGAGGACAAUCCGGAGAGUUAUGACUUGGCCGAGAUCGAGCCGGAGAACUCUGAAGAUGAAGAUAAUGGAGACGAGGAAUUCAUACCGACCCGUCAGCAAAGUAAGCCUGCACCCGUAAUUAUCAACAAGCAGGCCAGGCGUGCUGGUUCCGGAAACCAGCCCACGAUCAUCAAUCGGCGACUUCGAGCUCAAGGCAGCACCAAAACGUUCCAUAUCAAAGAAGAGCCGGACAACGCAGACUUCACCGUGGAACUUCAAGGGGAAGACGGCGAAGUAAUGGUCGUGGAACUGGUUAAUGGCGACGAGGAGGUGGUGGUCAAGCACGAGCCGAGCGCAGCAUCCAAGAUUAGUGCCAGCAACUGCUUUGGUUUCGAGGAGGAUGAUGACUAUGAUGAAUUCGUGGACCAGGAAAACGAAGUUGACGGCGCUUCACAGGAGUUUUUACAACUGAUGGAUAUGAUUGAGCAGGAUUCCUAGUCUCCCGAAAAAAAUAAUAUGUAGAUCAAAAAACAACUAGGAACUACAAAUGUACAUACCAAGGAUACGAAAACAUAAUUGUACCCUAUGUAGUUUUCUAUUUAAAUGGAAUUUUAAAAGGUUUAAAAUCAUACUUUAUUUAAAAAAAAGUAUACACAACUAUUUUUUAAAGAUUAUUUUUAGCAUUCUUAACGUUAUAUCUUUAUUAUACCAAUCCUUAUUCGCACACAAAUUUUAUGUAAGAUUCAUCACCGAAUUUGUUUAAUGUUUUUAACGUUAAAAUGCUAAUUACUUCUCAUAAGAAUAAUAAACUUUAUGUGUAUUUAGGUAACAUUCAAAAUGAAAAUCCAUUUCAACAGAUAUGACCUGUAAAUAUCCCGUAAUAAAUGAACCCCAACACUUAACUUUAA
Messenger RNA from Drosophila ficusphila, 3010 nucleotides. RefSeq names its product transcriptional repressor CTCF (gene CTCF). The record is from RefSeq and is a predicted model, not a curated record. Gene Ontology annotation, cellular component: nucleus. The transcript has 4 exons. The coding region runs from base 147 to 2600 and encodes 817 amino acids. Lineage: Eukaryota; Metazoa; Arthropoda; Insecta; Diptera; Drosophilidae.